Molecule: messenger RNA, 3830 nt
Organism: Crotalus tigris (Tiger rattlesnake)
Lineage: Eukaryota; Metazoa; Chordata; Lepidosauria; Squamata; Viperidae
Product: fatty acid amide hydrolase-like
Exons: 19
Coding region: 121-1917 (598 amino acids)
Molecular function (GO): catalytic activity
Source: RefSeq, a predicted model, not a curated record
CCUGAAGCUCCGCCUCCACCCCAGUAAAAAGCUGCGAGAGACGGAGGGAAGCAUUUUGUAACUCUCUUCCUUCGGCUUUCUGCUAAUCUCCUUUUCCGGGCCGCACCGGCCAUCUGAGCCAUGAAGGACGAAGGCUGGCAAGUAUCGACGGUGGCCUGGGGAGCCGCGCUUUUCGUUCUGCUUUAUUUAGGUUUUGUGCGGCGUGUUACUGGUGCUGCUGGCACCGCUUUUUACCGCCGGCGGUGGGGCCGCUUCGAAAAAUCUAGGAAUCCCCCUGUGGACGUGUGGUCCCCCAGACUGUCUGGCUUUCCUCUACAGCUUUGCGUGCACCUGGCCAAUACAGCUUUUGGACAACUUUUUUUAGUGCCAUUUUUAAUGCAGAUGAACAAUUUUACUGCUCUACGCUACCUUGAUAUUCCUGAAGAUCCUACUUUCAUUCCAUUGGUGGCUUCAGAAAGAAAAGAGCACAAGUCAGAAUCAAAAAAUGUCUCAGCAAUUCUCCAAAGUUUGAUGGAAUCAAGUUCAUGUUCUGCAAGUUCUGAUUUCAGAUUUAAAGGGAUUCAGGAUUACUUGAAAUGCUAUAGAUCUGGGGAAAUAACACCCCAACAAGUUGCCAAGAACAUUAUUGCUGCCCUGAAAGAAGUUGGGAAAGCAGGUCCUAACCUCCAGGCAAUUGUUCAGUGGAAUGAGGAUGAGAUAAUCAAGAUGGCUGAGGAAUCCACAGCUCGUUACAGAAACAAGCAGCCCCUCUCACUCUUGGAUGGAAUUCCAGUGUGCUUAAAAGAAGAAAUUAAAGUGGUGCCCUACCACCAUCGAAGUGGAACUGUAUACUUGGGCACAAAGCCAGAAACUGAAGAUGCCACUGUGACAAAGAAACUACGGCAGGCUGGUGCCAUUAUCAUAGGCAUCUCGAACAUGCAUGAAUUGGGUAUUGGGACCACUGGCUGUAAUCCCAAUAGAUAUCAUGGUACAACUAGAAAUCCAUACAAUCCCCACCAUUUUACUGGUGGUAGUUCUAGUGGAUCAGCAGCAGCAGUGGCUGCAGGCCUCUGUCCACUGGCUAUUGGUACAGAUGGAGGUGGUUCUGUGAGGAUCCCAGCUUCUUUCUGUGGUGUUGUGGGACUGAAAGGUACAUUUGGACGGAUCAGUGGAUUUGGUUGUCUUCCUCUCUCAUAUUCUACUGUUAGUCUUGGCCCUCUCUGCAUUUCAGUUGCAGAUACUGCUGUUGCUUAUGCUACCUUGGCUGGGCCAGAUUUACAGUAUCCAUAUGGAUUACACCAACCGGAACCAUCCUUCUCAGAAAACUUCAGCACUGAUCUGAAUGGUUUAAAAUUGGGAAUUGACUGGAGUUUCUUUAAGGCAUGUGAUACUGAAAUCUUAGCUGUCUGCCAAAAAGCGGUGGAGUUCCUAGUGGACUUAGGAGCCUCAGUAGUUGAAGUAUCUUUGCCAGAGAUAGAAGAGGUUCGCGUGGCUCAUGUAAUCUGCAUUCUCAGUGAAAUGAGAGAUUUUCUGCAGUCUGAUUUCAACAAUCUGUUUGAACAAAUGAAUUUGGAGACUCGUUUGAACCUUGCAAUUGCUUCUCAAAUCACAGCCGUGGAUUAUAUUAAGGCAAAUCGGCAGCGGAGUCGAAGCAUAGCUUCCCUGAAAGAGAUAUUUUCAAAAGUGAAUUGUCUCCUUACACCAGGUACUGCAUGUUGUGCCCCAGUGAUCCAUGAAUCAGACCUCCUGACUGGAUGUAGUGAUGUUCAGACAACUCUACGGACCAUGAGGUUUCACAUCUUCAGUCUGCCAUUAGUUAAACUAUUUUGUUUGGAGAGAAAGUCUGCCAAACAUCAUCCUUCCAAGGAAUUUCUGACUAGUCUUGCUGAGAGUUUCCUCCUAGAGUUGAAGAUACAAACUGUCCUUGACUUUGGCUAAUCAAUAUGGAAGAUUUAAUCCUGAAGUAUGCAUAUGUGCAUGACAGUAUGUCUUGGGACUUCAAGAAAACUGAUUUUAAUACACUUAGCAAUAUCAAUGAGAAAAGUGGCUCAAGAUUGGUAUGUCCUUAAAAAAAAUCAUAUACAAUUCUAAUUAAAGCUAGGCAAGAUAGUUAAGGAGUUCAGAGCACAAGUAGUGUUUCAUCUGUACUUCCAGCAAAAGGUCAACAUCCAAUGAGGGAAAAAGGAUUUAGAAAUGAACCACUGGGUGGCUUCCGGUUCUGGAUCGCGUCAUCAGCAGGCGUGCGGAGAGACUGCUCUCCCCGCCGUCCGGUUUCCCUUCUUCGGGAGACCCUGGAAAGAGUUGAAAGCCACCCUCCGUUUGAUCUGAGGCAGCUCCUCAGGACCGAAGAAGAAAAGAGUGUCUAUUAACAUGGCUGCUCAUUAAGUCGCACCAGCUGAAAGCCAAAUUUAGAUCUAAGCACAAUGAAGCACUGUGGAGGAUUCGGGUGAGAGCCUUCCUUUCCUCUUUGUUACCCUAAUUACCUUCUUGUGAAAGCCUUUUCAAACCUCUCCCCUGCUUUCAAUGCAGCAGCGUUUCUAUACUUGGGAAUUUAAACGUUGAAGGAAAGAAAAGAAUAAGUAAUUUUAAUAACUAAAUAACUGGAUUUUUGAUUUUCGGAUACCUUUGGGAUUUUAAAAGAUCUAAUUACUGAGACUUAUUAUUUCUCUAACCAUUUAUUUUGGAAAAUAUCCUCUUUUUCAGCUUUUUUAAAUCAAAUAAAAGACUAAUUGGUGUUUGGGAAAAGAUUUUGUGGUUGAAGGGGGACCUCUUGUGGCGAAAACUGGCACAGCAAUUGACUUUUUUCUCUCUCUCUUUUUCAAUUGUGAGGCCUGUUGCCUCUCUUGAUUUGCCCUUCAUACUAUCAAAAAAGAUAAGAUUUGGAAACAGCUGGGUGGUGAAAACAGCUUUAGAAAGCGUGGAAGUGGGCAUUGGCUGAUCUUUACUAAACAUAGUCUCCAUCAAAAGACUAUCACUAAUCACCAUGGAAAUGGAGGGAAUCUACCCACAACUUAAUUAUAAACUUAUACUUCAAAAAAUUCUUGAAGUCACCGAGCUAAUAAAAUCCUGAAUGAAAGCCGAAGAUGUUUUCACCUAACUACAGAUUGAAUCCCAGACCCCAACUGUUCGACUUACAAGCCAAAAAAUAAUAGAAGAGGAACAAUUUAACAUCAAAGAGGAUUUUACUCAACAGCAUGUACAACUUAUGGAUAACUUUGACAAACAGUUUGUUUGAGGGUUAAGCAGCUUUUCUUUUAGAGAUUUUGACUGAUCUUAGAGAUAUUGACUAAGGAUAUUUAGGAUUCAGAUUUAUAAUGGAAAUUAAAAUAAUUUGUUAAAUUAUAGCCUUAAUGGUUAUAGGGAAAUGGAUUUGUGAUAAUGAAAGAUAUGUUAUUAGUAUAUGAGGAGUUAUUAGGAUGAGAAAUAGAAUAUACUGGUGAAUAAAGAAAGAAUUUAAAUUUUGGAAUAAUAUUUGUAUUUCAGUCACAAGAAUUAGUUUAUAAUGAAAUGAGGGAAACUAAACUUAUCUGAAUUAUAAAUAGUGAUUAUAAAAGGUUAAAUUGGAAUAUGACAACUGGAAUGAAAUAAAAUCUAAAAACAGGACUUGGAUAUGUAUAACUAAAAUGUUAUUGAUAAAUGCAUACAUUGAUUGAACUUUAGCUAGAAAAGUACUAAUAUGAAUGUGUUAUAAUAACUAAGGGAAAUAGAGAGGGAGCCUUUAUUGAUGUAAACUGAGAUAUCUAUGUAUCACUCUGUUAUUGGAUUAUUGAUUACUCUAUCACCACGCUGCUUCCUAAUUACCUGGUUGUUAAAAUUUGAAAAAUUAAUAAAAUUUGUUAAAAGAAAAGAAA